UUCAGCUGAUACACCGCACGUGCCAGCGCGUACAAUAAAUGCCAUGUGGACGGCUGGCUCCCUCUCGCCGCGAGUACAGUCGCACGUAUUAGUCUCCCCAACUCCAACGCAGCUUCCUCUGCCUGUUCCCAGAAACAAAUAUUUCGUUUUACACUUUGAAAUAAAUCCACUUCCCAUUAAACCCUCCAAAAUUCCCUCUCUCCCUCUCUCUCUCUCUCUCUCUCUCUCCUUACUUUCUCUUCUGCAAUGAGGAGCAACAAAACAGAGCCCACUCCCGCCGUCAGUUUUUACUUCUGUAGAUGACGACGACGUUGUUUCCAUCCUUCGUCGCCGUUGCUUUUCUCGUUGCCGUUUUCUCUCCGGCGGCAUUAGUUAAUGGGUUGGGCUCCGGCGGCACCUUCGCCGUAAGCUACGGCUCCGGCACGGUCUGCGGCAUCGUGGCAGAGCAAUUCUACAGGAGGAUUGAGUGUUACAGGCAGGGUGAGGUCAUCUCCGUGGAGCCCGAAAGAUCCUUCACGGCAAUCGCUGGCGGCCGGAACGGCUUCUGCGCGCUGAGGUCCGGCGGGUACAGCUUGCUUUGCUGGGACAACAUCGGCUCCUCUAACAGCAAUUUUCGACCCAAGAUGAUUUACUACAGCAAUACGGUUCUAUUGGAAGAUAUUGCAAUUGGGGAUGAUCAAGUUUGUGGGAUUGUGAACGGUACCGGGGCGGUAGUAUGCGUGAGGGGUGGUUCGCCGAAAGGGGUUUAUCAGUUCGAGUCAAUCUCAUCUGGGUUGGGGUUUUCUUGCGGGAUUUUAAAAAAUUCUAAGAGGGUUCGGUGUUGGGGCGGCAAUCUGAUUGGGAGCCAGAUUGAAGAGCAGUUUGGGAAUGUUUCAAUGUUGAGUAUUGUGGCAGGGGGCACUCAUGCUUGUGGAUUAGACGCUACAGGGAUUUUGAUCUGUAAGGGAAGUAAUAAUUCCGGGCAGCUGAAUGCACCUUCUGGUUCGGCGAAGGAGUUUUCAGGGCUGGCCCUUGGUGCCGACCAUGGUUGCGCGAUUCGUCAACCGGACGGAUCGGUGGUUUGUUGGGGCGGCGGAGGUGCGUAUUCCGGCUAUUCGACGGAUGGCGUUUCGUUCGUCUCGAUUGUCGCGGGUUUGAAUUUCACUUGCGGAUUAACUACGAGGAAUUUGUCUAUAAUUUGUUGGGGACCCGGGUGGCCUGAUCAGUCUGCCUCUAGUCUCGAUCUUCCAUUGCAGAAGAUUCUUCCAGGGCGGUGCGUUCAAUCUAAUUGUAGUUGCGGUAUUUAUCCUCAAUCCGAAUCCCUAUGUUAUGGCGCUGAGAAUAUAUGUGUGCCUUGCAUAUCGCAAAAUUCAAUGCCACCGUCUCCGGCUUUGCAGCCGGCGCCAGCUUCUCCCCCUUCAUCAUCUCCGUCCAAAGCUUUAUCGAGGGGAUUAUUAGCCUUCGCCAUUGUUGGAUCAGUCGGAUGUUUUGCAGGAAUCUGCACAAUAAUUUAUUGCUUGUACAUGGGAAUUUGCUGCGGUAACAAGAAAAUUCACAAUUCGGUUCAACCCACAAUCACCGGUGGCAAUUCCAACAAUGCCCCAGGAUCCAACCACAGCCCACCGUCGAGAUCGUGCACCAUUCGCCGCCAGGGUUCGAGAAUCAUGCGCCGCCAGAGGAGCGGAACCUCGGCGAAGCACACAGACAGGGCGGAAGAAUUCGCCCUGUCUGAGCUCGCCGCGGCUACCAACCACUUCUCUCUGGAGAACAAAAUCGGCGCCGGAAGCUUUGGCGUCGUCUACCGAGGCAAGUUCGCCGACGGCCGCGAGGUCGCGAUCAAACGAGGCGAGACGAGCACGAAGACGAAGAAGUUUCAGGACAAAGAGAGCGCCUUCGAGUCAGAACUAGCGUUCCUCUCACGCCUCCACCACAAGCACUUGGUGAGGCUCGUCGGGUUCUGCGAAGAAAAGGACGAGAGGCUCCUGGUCUACGAGUACAUGAAGAACGGCGCUCUGCACGAUCAUUUACACGACAAGAACAAUGUGGAGAAGAACAGCAGUAUUCUCAAUUCCUGGAAGAUGAGGAUCAAAGUGUCGUUGGACGCCGCUCGCGGAAUCGAGUACCUCCACAAUUACGCAGUCCCGCCUAUAAUUCACAGAGACAUUAAGUCCUCGAACAUUCUGAUCGACGCAAAUUGGACGGCCAGAGUGUCGGAUUUCGGGCUGUCGCUGAUGGGUCCGGAGUCGGGCCGGGAUUUUCAGCCGGCGAAGGCCGCGGGGACGGUGGGGUACAUUGACCCGGAGUACUACGGGCUAAAUGUGCUGACGGCGAAGAGCGACGUUUACGGGCUGGGGGUGGUUUUGCUGGAGGUGUUGACGGGGAAGAGGGCGAUAUUCAAGGAGGGGGAUACGCCGGUGAGCGUGGUGGACUACGCGGUGCCGGCGAUAAUAGCGGGGGAGCUGGGGAAAGUGCUGGACAAGAGGGUGGGGGUGCCGGAGCUUAACGAGGGGGAGGCGGUGGAGCUGGUGGCGUACACGGCGAUGCACUGCGUGUACAUGGAGGGGAGGGAGAGGCCGAGCAUGACGGACAUUGUGGCUAAUUUGGAGCGGGCGUUGGCUCUGUGCGACGACAGCCAUGGCAGCAUCUCUAGUGGGACAAUCACCAUUGUCUCGGAGUGAGCAUGAAGGUGGGGGGUGGGGGGGGGAAAUUCCUCUUUGAUUGUCAUUUAUUAUGAUGAUGAUUAUAAUUUUUUUAUAAGAAAAAAAAAAUGGGAUGGUUUUGGGGUGUAAAGAUUUUAGGGAUUUAAUUCUGCUGCUGACGAAGAGCUGUAGAGUGUAGGAUUUUGUGAACACUGACAGCCCAAGAGGAGCACUUGAUUUAUUUUAUAUUCAAAGAUAAAAAGAAAAGGAUUAUUUUUCGUCAA
Malania oleifera is the source of this 2902-nucleotide messenger RNA. RefSeq names its product putative serine/threonine-protein kinase-like protein CCR3. Gene Ontology annotation, biological process: protein phosphorylation. Gene Ontology annotation, molecular function: protein serine/threonine kinase activity; ATP binding. Bases 300 to 2657 code for a protein of 785 amino acids. The transcript has a single exon. The record is from RefSeq and is a predicted model, not a curated record. Lineage: Eukaryota; Viridiplantae; Streptophyta; Magnoliopsida; Santalales; Ximeniaceae.